AUGGGAGGCGGAAAAAGCUUUCUACGCCUUCGAGGCACACAGCUUAGGACAGCAAUGGUUUUGCUUGUCGUUGCGCCUUCCUUUAUUCUCUUCGGAUACAAUAAUGGAUCAACCGGGGGUAUCGCGACGUUGGAGUCGUUUGUCCAUCAAUUUCCAUCCAUCGACACAGUGAAUACUACCGGCGCUCAAAAAUCUCACAAUGCCACAAUCAAAGGCGUCGUCACCGGAUCGUACGAUCUCGGCGCUGUCAUCGGCUCCUUGCUCUGUAUUGGCUACAGUGACCGCAUCGGCCGACUACGAACCGUCCUCAUCGGUCUCUUAUUGUCUAUCAUCGGUCUUGUUCUAGAGGCCUCUGCUUUCGGUGUCGCGCAAUUCACCAUCGGCAGAUUAGUUAUCGGUGCUGCUAUUGGCACAAUCAGUAGUGCUGUACCCGUUUGGCAGUCGGAGUGCUCUACAACAGCACAUCGUGGAGCCUUUGUUGUCCUAGAAGGUCUCUGUAUUAGCAGUGGAAUUACCCUCUCGGAAUGGGUAUCCUUUGGCUGUUCAUUCUCAUCCAACAAGUCUGUUCAAUGGAGACUACCUUUGAUAUUCCCUGUUACUUUUUCCCUGUUUGUGAUUCCGUGUCUAUUCCUAAUGCCCGAGUCACCACGCUGGUUAGCCCGCAAGGGACGAAUGGAAGAAGCCAGAAGAGUUCUGGCUGCAUUGGAAAACGAGUCCGAAGACUCACCCAAAGUGCGUCAGGAAAUGGCAGAAAUCGAACGAUCCUUGUCCCUGGUCACUGGCAGUCUCAAGGAACUUGCCAGAAACGGGGAAGAGCGUGUCCUACAUCGCACAUUACUCGCAGCUUGUGGACAAAUGUUCCAGCAAAUGUGCGGUAUUUCCGCCUUGGUGUUUUAUACUAGCACAAUCUUUGAGGAUCUAGGCUUCAAAGGUGACAAGGCUAAAGUGCUUGGCGCUUGUCUAACUACCUUUCAAACCCUCUGUGCCAUUAUCCCACUUUUCUUAAUUGACCGAUAUGGCCGCCGAAAACUCUUCAUGAUAACCGGUACGGGCCUCGCAAUCUGCACAGCAGUUAUCGCAGGAACAGGCGGCCAACCAAAAGGCAGCAGCGCCGCAAACGCAGCCGUUGUCUUCGUCUUCUUAUUCGACCUUUUCUAUCCCAUCGGAUUCCUGGGUCAAACAUUCCUAUACGCCACUGAACUAGCACCCUUACGACUGCGCGUACCCAUCACAGCAGUCGCCAACGCGACGCAGUGGCUUUGCCAGUUCGUUGUCGCUCAGAUUACGCCUCCAGGCACCACACACUUGGGCAGUAGAUAUUGGAUUAUCUUUGCUGUGCUAAAUGCAUCCUUUGUGCCAAUUGUGUAUUUCUUGUUUCCAGAGACGAAUGGCCGGUCAUUGGAGGAGAUGGAUAUUAUUUUCCGGCAGACUAACAAUAUUUUUGAUGUUGUGCAAAAGGCUAGGAGUUAUUCUGUGCCGCCCCCUGAGACUCCGGGAGAGUCUGAUUCUGUUGAUCGGGAGGUAGGAGGGUUAAAGCCUACUGUGAUGCAAAAGGAGCAGGUGUGA
This is a messenger RNA of Talaromyces stipitatus ATCC 10500, 1566 nucleotides long. RefSeq names its product sugar transporter, putative. Gene Ontology annotation, cellular component: membrane. The transcript is spliced from 2 exons. Gene Ontology annotation, biological process: transmembrane transport; carbohydrate transport. Lineage: Eukaryota; Fungi; Ascomycota; Eurotiomycetes; Eurotiales; Trichocomaceae. The coding region runs from base 1 to 1566 and encodes 521 amino acids. The record is from RefSeq and is a predicted model, not a curated record. Gene Ontology annotation, molecular function: carbohydrate:proton symporter activity.